AUGGAGAGCAUGCAGCACCGUAUCGACGAGGGCGAGAACAUCAUGAACAUCUGCAAAUAUCACAUUUACUACGUCAUUGGACCCUCGCGACUCCUCACCGUGCAGCUCUGCAAACGACUCAUGCCGCUUCUCCCAGUACGCGUGCAGUCGCAGGAUCCGCGCUUGCUCUACACGUCGCUGAUUCACGGAUAUCACGUGACGCACUUGCUGGAAAAAGCGUCGUACCACAAGCCGACGCUGUUGCUGAUGCAGAUCGAGCACAAUGGGAAUUAUAUCGGGCUGUAUCGCGAAGAUCGGUGGAGUCGACGACGCGAUGCGCACGGCGUUCCGGAGACGCUGCUGUUUUCGAUCGUGUUCUACACGAAGAAGGGCGAGACGUACCCGGUGAUUGAGAAAUGGAGCGGACGAGUGUCGGAUGUGUUUAUUGACGGGGUGGAGAAGCCGACGAAAUAUGUGUAUGUUCGAUCUCCGGAUCAUUAUUUGAUGAUUGGCGCUGGCGGAAAGAAGGGGAUCAGUUUUUAUGCGUCUGAGGACUACACGAAGGCGUAUAGUCAGCAGAGCGAUGUGUUUUUGAAUGCUCCUCUGUGUGAUUUGGAGUUCUUCUCCAUUUCGAACGUCGAAUUGUUUGACUUUGUGAGUCCGGGAACACUAUCUUGGUGUGUUUGUUGGAAAUCAUGA
This is a messenger RNA of Blastocystis hominis, 678 nucleotides long. RefSeq lists its product as hypothetical. The record is from RefSeq and is a predicted model, not a curated record. Lineage: Eukaryota; Bigyra; Opalinata; Blastocystidae. The transcript has 5 exons. Bases 1 to 678 code for a protein of 225 amino acids.